Molecule: messenger RNA, 1052 nt
Organism: Lethenteron reissneri (Far Eastern brook lamprey)
Lineage: Eukaryota; Metazoa; Chordata; Hyperoartia; Petromyzontiformes; Petromyzontidae
Product: collagen alpha-1(XXIII) chain-like
Source: RefSeq, a predicted model, not a curated record
GGUCUGCCUCGCGCGCCGAGUCGCGCUAUGGAGCAGUAGCAUCCAAGUUUCAGGUAGCGGCGCACGGGACGGACAGCACAGCACGUGUAACAACGACUAAUACUACUCAUACAGCAGCAGCAACAGCAGCAAGUAGCAGCAGUGACGGAGUGUUGAGAGGCGAACGCUCUAUUGCCGGCUCGCGCGAGCGGAGGAGCGAGCUGCAUUACGCGCCGUCAACUUGGGGGAGCGAAUUGAUUUGAACCGGUGGCAGUGGCAGUGGUUGCGGCGGCCGCGGCGGCGACACGCGAGCCCGACUGCUUCUGCAGAGCGGCCGUCGCCUUCACGGCUCUCGUCACCUCCCCGUAUUGUAGAAGAGGACGGGGAAGUAGAAGGGGAACUUCAACGCGGAGAGAGGAGCGAGCGAGCAAGCGAGCGUGGGAUGAACUCGCGUUGAGCGGAGAGACGUCGCGACGCACGCGGAGAAGAAGCAUAAGGACACCACGCAGGGACUUCGACCCAUCCACGCCUCCGUCUUCCCCCCCUCCCCUUCGCACGCCAUGGAAGCGGCAAGGACGACGAGUAGAGGAUCCUCCGAGGGAUCCUCCAAGGGAAACUCCAAGGGACCCGCCUGUCCCCUCGCCUCCUCGGCUGGCGGCCCAUGCUCCCCGCAGUCCCCGACGCACUUUGUGCUCGCGCUGUCGUGGGCAAUCCUCGCGGCCGCGUGCGUGGCGCUGUUCGCGCGCAGCGAGACGCUGGGGGGCCGGGUGAGCGCCUUGGAGCGCAGCCUCGGCGCCCUGCCCGCGGCCGGGUCCGACGCGGUGAUGCAGCAGCAGCAGCAUUGGGACGGCGUCUUCGAGCCGCGACUUGAGGCGCUUCUCAAUCGGAGGCUGGAGGAGGAACUCCCGCGCCUUCGGAGAGCGAGGGAGACGUCGACGAAGCUCUGUUCGUGCCCCCCAGGACCUCCCGGCAGGAUGGGCAAGCGAGGGCGAACCGGGGAGCCAGAGCGAGAGAAAACUCCUCUGCCGCCCCUUGCCCCCUCCCUCCUCUCCUUCCCAUGCUCCCCUGGGUAG